Molecule: messenger RNA, 710 nt
Organism: Tripterygium wilfordii
Lineage: Eukaryota; Viridiplantae; Streptophyta; Magnoliopsida; Celastrales; Celastraceae
Exons: 1
Coding region: 136-510 (124 amino acids)
Biological process (GO): photosynthesis
Cellular component (GO): membrane; photosystem II
Source: RefSeq, a predicted model, not a curated record
GUGGAGAGAAGCUGCCACAUGUGACUUAGAUUCAGCCACUGGAUGUCUCCAAUUUCCACCUCUCAUUAAACCACAAAAACAACCCCAAACACAGCAUCAAAAUUCAUUCAUACAGAGAUACAGAGAGAGAGAAGAAUGGCUUCAACUUCAGCAGUUUCAAUGGCUAUGCAACUCACUCAGGCAAAUCCAAAGAGGGUGGUACUAGUGCCAAGCUCCGAUGCCUUCUUCAAUCCACUGCCAGUGAGGCCUACAAGAGUCCUGGCUGGAUCAAAAUCCAGUGGAAGACUUCAAGUCAAGGCUUCCUUGAAGGAGAAAGCUUUUACCGGACUCACCGCGGCAGCUUUGACAGCUUCCAUGGUUAUACCAGAUGUAGCAGAAGCUGCUGCUUCUGGAGUUUCUCCAUCUCUCAAUAAUUUCUUACUCAGCAUUGCAGCCGGUGGUGUGGUGCUUGUCGCCAUUUUUGGUGCUGUGGUUGGUGUGGCAAACUUUGACCCUGUCAAGCGAGCCUGAGACAUGUAUUUUCUACCACUUCUAUGUAUUUCUUUCUGCUCUGUGUUUCUCUCCAUCAUCCCUUGUAAUUCGGCCAGUAACCCGUCAACUCCGAAAUCUCUAUUUUCAAUUUGGCGCAUAAAGAUGAAAUAUAUGUAAACCAGCAACUGCUAAACCCUACUUGUAUCAAUAAGUUCAGAAAGAAGUGAAAUUACAGGAAA